Messenger RNA from Stylonychia lemnae, 666 nucleotides. The record is from the annotation of a GenBank genome assembly. NCBI's taxonomy places the organism in Eukaryota, Ciliophora, Spirotrichea, Sporadotrichida, Oxytrichidae.
AUGAAACUGAGUUAAAAGAGACCCUAGUCUGCUAAAAAGUCUACGACUAAAAAUACUAACAAUAAGAUUUCUAAUGAUCACUAAACGGCAAAUGGCUAUGACACUUAUUCACCUAUAUCCCCUUCUUUUGGAGCUGGAUCAUUUACCUAAAACCCAGGAUAAUCUUCCAUAUAGAAUUAGUACAUCAAUAUAGCCAAUAAAAGACCAUUUUCUGCAAAUAUAACAUCAAAUAAGUCCUAAAACUUGAGAAGUUAAAUGAAAUCACUCUAGGUGCCAGCAUACUCUUCUCAUCUCUCCAAAUCAACUAAAGAUCUAAGCGUAUAUAAUCAGAGAACUGCAAAUCAAAAUUUACUAAUGAAUAAAGAGUUAGAAGUUUGUAGAAAGGAAUUUCUCACAGCUAAUAUAAUGAAACAGCAAGCUGAUAUAAGAAAAAAUGAACUUUAAAGUCGAAUCUCUGAGGAGAGAUAAUUAGUUCAUCAGCUGAAGGAAAUCGUGAAGAGACUUAAUAAAGAGAUCACUAAUUGCUAAUCUGAUAAAGACCGAAUUAGAAACGAAACUAUGGUCUCAGAGAAAAUGAAAUAAUAGUUAAGAGACAAAAUUUUUAAACUUAAGCAAGAAAGUCAACUUUUUUAUAAAAGAGCGUAGAGAAAUAUAUUUACUUAAUGA